AUGGAUUAUCAGUCAUAUAAAGAAAUUUCAUGGAAAGAGUUUUACCAUGAGUUUCUGGAACCCAGAAUUGUUGAUCGUUUAGAAGUAGUUGAUAAGAGAUGGGUUCGCAUUAUUUCUUCGGCUAAAGCCACGGGGCAGACAUACUACUUUAAUAUCGGUAGCGUGGAUAGCUUCGAAAGGAGCUUGGAUAUGGCGCAGAUGCAUUUGGGUUACGAUGCCGAUCGACAGAUACCUGUUCUUUACAAGUCAGAAUUUGACUUUAAGAGGGAAAUUCCAAACCUUAUCAGCGUCGCAUUCCCCUUGUUGUUUGGGUACUAUAUCUACCGCGUUCUUAAAGGAGGUGGAGCUGCAGGUGGUCGACCUGGGGGCGGAGGUGGUCUGAGUGGAAUGUUCGGUGGAUUUGGACAAAGCACUGCAAGAAUCAUCAACAAGGAGGACAUCAAGGUUUCGUUCAAAGACGUUGCCGGUUGCGAGGAGGCGAAGAUUGAAAUUAUGGAAUUUGUAAAUUUUUUGAAAAAUCCACAACAGUACAAAGAUCUUGGGGCGAAAAUUCCGAAAGGCGCAAUCCUAACAGGGCCACCUGGAACUGGCAAAACACUUCUAGCAAAAGCAACUGCCGGCGAAGCCAACGUGCCAUUCAUCACAGUCUCUGGUUCCGAAUUCCUCGAGAUGUUUGUUGGUGUUGGUCCUGCUAGGGUUCGUGACAUGUUUGCGAUGGCAAGAAAAAACAGUCCAUGUAUUCUCUUUAUUGACGAAAUCGAUGCAGUUGGUCGAAAAAGAGGUGGAAAGGGAGGAAUAGGAGGUCAUUCCGAGCAAGAAAACACGCUAAAUCAACUUCUUGUUGAAAUGGAUGGUUUUUCCACGGAGGAAUCAUCUGUAAUUGUCGUUGCUGCAACGAAUCGUGUUGAUAUCCUUGAUCCCGCUUUGUUGCGUCCAGGUCGCUUUGAUCGACAAAUUUAUGUUCCAGUUCCGGAUAUCAAGGGCAGAGCGUCAAUAUUCAGAGUGCACUUGGGUCCUUUAAAAACAUCUCUAGAGAAAGUUCAGUUAUCGAGGAAACUUGCUGCACACACUCCGGGAUUUUCUGGGGCUGACAUUUCUAAUGUUUGUAAUGAAGCUGCAUUAAUAGCUGCAAGGGAUGCCGCGGACGAGAUUAGCGAAAAGAAUUUCGAGCAGGCAAUUGAGAGAGUUGUUGCUGGAAUGGAGAAGAAAAGUCAGGUGUUACAACCGGACGAAAAGCGUACAGUGGCUUAUCACGAAGCAGGGCAUGCAAUUGCAGGGUGGUUCCUCGAACAUGCUGAUCCUCUUCUCAAGGUUGUCAAGUUCGGUAUGUCUCCCAAGGUAGGGCCAUUGUCUUUCGAAACGGCUGGGCCGGGCGAAAUGUCAUUUGACAAACCGUACUCGGAAGCUACUGCACAAAUAAUUGAUCAAGAAGUUCGUGACAUUGUCAACAAUGCUCUUUCAAGAACUAGGGAACUACUCCUCUCGAAACGAGAAGAAAUUGAAAAGGUGCCUGUUGAAUACCUCAAUAGAGGAUUGAUUCCAAAUUUAUUUCUUCUGUUUGAGUUGAUUAGGAAUGGUAUGAUUGCUCAACGUCUUUUGGAGAAAGAAAUUUUAUCUCGUGAGGACAUGGUUGAAUUAUUGGGUAAGCGACCGUUUGCUGAAAAGCAAACGUAUGAAGAGAUGGUCUCAGGAACAGGAGGAUUGGACGAGGAUACACAGUUACCGAAAGGUUUGAAAGACUGGAACAAGGAAAAAACUACAGCAGGGGCCAGUGACUGA
This is a messenger RNA of Angiostrongylus costaricensis, 1779 nucleotides long. NCBI's taxonomy places the organism in Eukaryota, Metazoa, Nematoda, Chromadorea, Rhabditida, Metastrongylidae. The record is from the annotation of a GenBank genome assembly.